Molecule: messenger RNA, 6182 nt
Organism: Ruditapes philippinarum (Manila clam)
Lineage: Eukaryota; Metazoa; Mollusca; Bivalvia; Venerida; Veneridae
Exons: 12
Coding region: 112-1731 (539 amino acids)
Source: RefSeq, a predicted model, not a curated record
UACAGUAAUCUGCUUACUGCUACUUAGAAAUUUGACAAAUUUCGGUGAAAACAAAUAUUUUCCCGCGAGCUGUCAAGUCAGUGUCACCUGAUUACCUGACAGACAAUAAUUAUGGAUAAGGCUUCUCGUGCAAUAAGAAGGAGUGGUGUUAAGUUGCUGUCUCUGAGUGGUGGGCAUGGUGACCUUAAUGUACUUGUGUCUGAUAUCAAGGAUAUAAAGAAUUGUGCUAAAGCUUUCAUGAAUGCUCAGCACCUAGCCUCUCAGGAUAUGUCAAGAUGGGCUUCACAUGAAGAAAAUAGGGCUGUUCAGGAUGUUGUUUCAAAAAUUGCAGAGCUUUUGCAAUUGUGGUCAGAGGUACAGAAAACAUUUAUAGGAAAUUUAAAGGAUUACAGACAGUUGUUUGAAAUGAUUCUAGAAGGAGAAAAGAAUGUAUCACAGGCUAAAGAUAACUUGGAUUACUAUCAAGAAAAAGAAAUGAAAGGAAGGAAGGAGAUGAAGAAAGUUGCCAAGAGAGCAUCAGCAAUAGAACUAAGAAUAUUACAGUCUAGAGUUGAGAUGGCAGAGAAAGCUAGAGAAUGUGCUCAAGUUGAAUUAAAUGAGAGGUUGAGAGAAAAUGAAGCAGUAAAGCUGAUAAGAAUGAAAGAAGGGCUGUUAAAAAUGUCCUCAUCAUACAUUGAAAUGGCUAAUAAGUGUAAUACAAUAUUCAUGGCUGAACGGGACAUUGCUAUACAGUUACCAGAUGUACAUGGCAGAGAAAUUCAAAACAUCAAAUACUCUGGUUUUGACACUACACGUUUUAUUGUUGAAAAAGCGCGGGAUAAAGUGCAAUCAUAUUCCAGUUCAGAUGUAUCUAGUGAUCCGCCACCACCUUAUACUCCCCCAGAAUCAAGCAGACAGUCCAGUCAUCCAAACUCUGCUGAGGCAUCGGGAGUCCACCAUAGUUAUUCAGAUCAAAGACUUGCUCAAUCACAGGUUUAUGAUACACCGAAUGUUCAACCCACUUCUAACAAGCAUCGCCACUCGCUUCCAUAUGAUACAAGGCCUGUCCCAGGACGAAGGCAAAGCUGUGACCCUCGUCUGAGCUCAAGUUCAGACAGUAAUAUGUGCCAAAUGAACCAGAAUGCUGAGUGUUCAAACAUACCUACUGUAACCUCUAGUCAAUCAUUAUCGAGGGAAGGUGAUACAUACCCAUCUCAAGGCAUUAUGAGAGAAAAUUCAAGGAGCUCUGUAUCUUCACAUGGCUCUGUACAAGGUGUCGCAAACCUUGCACAAAACAUAGCCAGUUCAGCAGAAGGUAUGGCCUUCUCAAAUCAAGGUAGGGCCUCACCACAGACCGUGCCUCUUUCUGAGAAUCCAAAUCCUCAGCCAGUAGGUGCCUCGCAUAAUAUAAUACACCAACAGCCUUCAGAAACAAUUAUACAUACAAAUAUUGUUCAGAUAAGACAAGUUGUGGAUUUACCGCCAUAUGAAGAGGUUUGUAAUAAAUCAAGACAAAGUCUGGGACCAGAAUACAUGGCAGACUCCCAAAACUCAGAUAAGAUGGCUACAGAAUAUUCUUGCAGCAAUGCUGGGGUUGACCAGAACUUACAGUUUGCUGAUGAUGAUGAAGAUUCCAUUCCUGAUGGGGCCAGAAGUUUGAGACCUAUACCUGCUCCAAGAAGUUGCAGUUCUGGUGAAGGUUAUGCCACAGCUGAAGAGGACCAGGAUGGCAUUUCUAAGCAUAAUGAUUAAUAGGGACCUUGAACAUGAUAUUUGUGAAUCCUUGUCCCAGGCUACCAUGUGUAAUUUAUGAUCAGAGGUAAAUCCUACCAAAGUUUCUUCCAACAGGGACUACAGCUAACUCAGGACCACAGCUAACUUGGGACCACAGCUAACUCGGAACUAUAGCUAACAUGUGCUAAAGGUGCAUUUAAAUUUUAGUAAUGAUAGGUAAAAAUCAUCACCAUAUAACUUACAUAGACUGUGUCAACUGGGAUUUAAAAACCAAAAUCUAGAGAAAUGUAAAUUAGAAUUAUAGAAAUGUUUGUUUGGUUAUUGUUGUGAUGUAUAGCUUAAUUUCAAAUUGAUGACAUUUAUAAUUAAAUAUGUAUAUUGUAUACUUUUAAGAAUUACACUUACAAAUUUUACAGUAGUUACUUUUUAUUUUUUAAAGCAGGGAUACUGUAUAAUUAUUUUGUCUUCCAGUUUACAAUCAAAGUUAUAUAUUUAAAGGAGGUCCACUGAGGUCCAAAAGCCGAAAAACAUAAAAUUUUAAAUUCUGAAAUACAUUGUAGAUCAAAUGGGCGCUUACAAUUGAAUAUUAUGAAAAUUAUAAUAAAGAGUUAAACUCAGAAUUGAAUUUACAAUCAAUUUUGGUUUAAAUCUUAGUCUAAUUUAGUUAUAGCAUUUUAAUGCUUUUCAUUUUGAGGACCAUCAUUUUGCGCAAUAAGAAAAUAAAAAAUGAAAAAAAAAACAACUAAAUUUUAUCUGAAAUUUUAAAGUUAUUGGUCUGGACCUACAUCAUAUGGCACUUAAAUGUGAAAUAAAAAAAUCAGUCAUCUCAUGCCAUUAAAAAAUCAGUGGAGCCCCUUUAACACAUAAGAACAUUAUUGUAAAAAAAGGCAUCACCAUUUAUGCAUGUUUAUUAAGCUACUUGAUCUAUAUUCAAAGUUGGUUUUAAAAUUAAAUAUAAAUGUAUUUCUUUGUACUUGGUAAAAGAGAAUUAUUGGGAUAGUCAAAUUUAGACUAAGUCAGCUAUAAUGUAUAUUCAUUGUUUGUAACUCUUUUCUGAUGAUUGUCUCAACUUUAAUUCAUGAUAUAUAUUGGUUAAGCUAGUAUCAUAAUGAUGGUGUAACAUAUUGAUGGCCAACUUGAUUAAUUUGGAUUUUUUAUUAUGUGACAAGUUUUACAUUUUUUCUUAAAAAAAAAAAAUAAAAAGGAAAAAGUUGUGUGAAGAACUCUAUUCUAAUGUUACAGAAAAGCACUUUUUAAAAAGGUCAGAUAUUUUUCUUUUUCUGUGUGUGUGUUUUUAGCUCACCUGUCACAAAGUGACAGGGUGAGCUUUUGUGAUCGCCAUCGUCCGGCGUCCGUCCGGCGUCCGUCCGUCCGCAAACUUUUACUUUAAAUGACAUCUCCUCAUAAACCACUAAGCCAAUUUCAUCCAAACUUCACAGGAAUGUUCCUUUGGUGGUCACCUUUAAAAAUUGUUCAAAGAAUUUAAUUCCAUGCAGAACUCUGGUUGCCAUGGCAACCGAAAGAAAAAACUUUAAAUAUCUUCUUUUAAGAAACCCAAAGAGCUAGAGCUUAGAUAUUUGGCAUAAAACAUCUUCUAGUGAGUGUCUAUCAAGUUUGUUCAAAUAAAAGCCCUGGGGUCAAAAUUGGCCCCGCCCCGGGGGUCAUUGAUUUUCCCUAUAUGCAUAUAGUAAAAACUUAAAAAAAUCUUCUUUUAAAGAACCCAAAGAGCUAGAGCUAAGAUAUUUAGCAUGAACCAUGUUCUAAUAGGUGUCUACCAAGUUUGUUCAAAUAAAAGCCCUGGGGUCAAAAUUGGCCCCGCCCCGGGGGGGUCAUUGAUUUUCCCUAUAUGCAUAUAGUAAAAACUUAAAAAAUCUUCUUUUAAAGAACUCAAAGAGCUAUGGCUAAGAUAUUGAGGAUCAAACAUGUUCUAAUAGGUGUCUACCAAGUUUGUUCAAAUAAAAGCCCUGGGGUCAAAAUUGGCCCCGCCCCAGGGGGUCAUUGAUUUUCCCUAUAUGCAUAUAGUAAAAACUUAAAAAAUCUUCUUUUAAAGAACCAAAAGAGUUAGAGCUAAGAUAUUUAGCAUGAAACAUGUUCUAAUAAGUGUCUACCAAGUUUGUUCAAAUAAAAGCCCUGGGGUCAAAAUUGGCCCGCCCCAGGGGGUCAUUGAUUUUCCCUAUAUGCAUAUAGUAAAAACUUAAAAAAUCUUCUUUUAAAGAACUCAAAGAGCUAUGGCUAAGAUAUUUAGCAUCAAACAUGUUCUAAUAGGUGUCUACCAAGUUUGUUCAAAUAAAAGCCCUGGGGUCAAAAUUGGCCCGCCCCGGGGGUCAUUGAUUUUCCUUAUAUGUGUAUAGCAAAAACUUAAAAAAUCUUCUUUGAAAAAACCCAAAUAGCUAGAGUUAAGAUAUUAAGCAUGAAACAUCUUUUAGUGAGUGUCUACAAAGUUUGUUCAAAUAAAAGACCUGGGGUCAAAAUUGGCCCCGCCCCGGGGGUCAUUGAUUUUCUUUAUAUGUGUAUAGCAAAAACUUAAAAUCUUCUUUGAAAAAACCCAAAUAGCUAGAGUUUAGAUAUUAAGCAUGAAACAUCUUCUAGUAAGUGUCUACAAAGUUUGUUCAAAUAAAAGCCCUGGGGUCAAAACUGGCCUGGCCCCAGGGGUGUCAUUGUUUUUAACUAUAUGUGUUUAGUAAAAACUUAAAAAAAAUCUUCUUUUAAAAAGCCCAAUGAGCUAGAGCUUAGAUGUUUAGCAUGAAACAUCUCCUUAUGGGUGUCUACCAAGUUUGUGCAAAUAAAAGCCCUUGGGUUAAAUUGGCCCUGCAACAUUGGGGGUUGGGGGGCCUAUAUACAGGUGAGCGACCUCAGGGCCAUCAUGGCCCUCUUGUUUAAAUAUAAGUUUGUUAUAAAACAACUUUUGUUUGAAGUUUUCUAAAUGUUAUGUGUAUUGUAAUUAACAAUUGUGAUUAAUUCUAGAAAGGUUUGUGAAAAUCAUGACAUAAUUGAGACAGAAUAAAGUUUAUCAAACAUUAGGUGUGACAUGCUGUAAAAUUUAACAUUAAUGAUUAUUUUUCAUAAAUGUUUGAAAUUGUUCCAUUUCCAUAAGGACCAAUACCAGUGAAGUGAAUUUUAAAUUAUAACUAAUUCAUCAUCUGUCAGGAUAAUUACAGACAGAUCAUAUUUUUAGUUGUCGGUAUUGUGUUGUUUUUUGUAGUUGUUGUUGUUGUAGUUUUUUCAUUCAUAAAAAAAAAUGCUGUAAUCUGUAACUUUUUUUAUAAUUAUUUACAGUAAAUAAUGUGUUCAGAUCAAAGUUAUACCAUGAUAGCCUUAACUGAAUGAGAAUGUAAGAAUGAGUAACAAGGCCGGGUUUUAAACUUUAUAGAUUCAGUAGCUAUACUGACUUGUUUAUAACACAAGUCUCAAGCCAGGCCAGUCAAACGAUCCAAGUACCUUAAUCUGGCCUGGUACUGUAUUAUUAGCUUCACAAUUUUAUUCUUAUAAUAUCAAAUUCCCUUAAAAAUAUUGCAGAAUGUAAAGCAAUAAAAUGUUAACCAACAAAUCAUGUAUGGGUAGCCUAAUAUUUGCAUCGCAUGUUUAAUAUGCUAGGCCAAUAUUAGCCCUUUUACAAUUGCUUGCCUACCAGGAAAAUAAAAAAAGAUUGCUUUGAACCUAGCCCUGUUACUGGUGCAGGAUAAAUUAAAUGCUGUAUAUAUUAUACCAUGCAUAUUAAAGUGUAUCAUGCUGUCUUGUUAUAUUGUAUUACUUAAUAUAAAUGUAUCUUGUUAUUUUCUGUUUUUGAAAUUGGUGCUUCAUUUAAAUUAACAGUCAUAUAUUUUGUUUUCAUAUAUGCAUACAUUCUUGUUUUACAGGCAAAGUUUUAUCUUUAAAACAGUCAGUUGCUUUUAUUUGGGGUACAUCGCUUCUAGUUGCCAAGUGAUAUGGGAUAUUUUAUAAUGAAAUAGUAGCAUAAUAUCAUAUUUAUAUGUGAUAACAAUAUUUAGCAAUUUGAUGGCAAAGUUAUUUUUACAGCUUUCAAUCUGCACACCUACAUAUAUAAAUAAUAGUGAACCAUUUUUGAAGAAUUGUUUUUAAGGAAAACAAAAUUUGAGUUCAAGAAAUACAUAAUCCAGGACCAUGACUGUGAUGCUUUGCAUGAUUAAAAUUUACUAUAUUUCUGCCCAUUUACUAAUGGUUUAGGUCAUUUUGUUAUCAUAUUCAACACAUUGCAUAUUAAGUCAGAAAUUGGAUAUUAAAUGUCUUGACUGCACUUGAAAAAUUGUUGUCCUUUGACAGUUUUUUUAAUAUGCAGAUUUUUUUUCUAAAUUUUUGUAAAUAUGGCAUGAAUCUGUAGGUGUCCUGCUUUAAAUGAAUUUAUUACACUAUUAUUGUACAUCAUAUGAUAAGUACAAAGAAUGGAAAUUAUGAUAUUUUGUUUUGCUUUUCACAUUUAUUACCAAAAUAUUUUGAAUAUUUUAAAGAAA